This is a messenger RNA of Gongylonema pulchrum, 453 nucleotides long. The record is from the annotation of a GenBank genome assembly. Lineage: Eukaryota; Metazoa; Nematoda; Chromadorea; Rhabditida; Gongylonematidae.
AUGGGUUUUUUUGCGGACCAGCACCUUUAUGCCGGGUCACUGAAACCGACAUCUACAACUGACAUACCACAUAGUUGCACAAUUAACUUCUCGAAACUUGAGGGUCAGUAUGUUGCAGGAGCACGUCCACAUGUGCAGCCGUUUGAUGGUAUGGUCGAUUCGGAUCCAACUUUCGAGCAAAUGUGCCGAGUUGUUUGUGUACAAGGCAAAAGACCGUUACUGGAAGAUGAGUGGAAGAGAGAUGUAAUUAUCAAUAUCCCUUGCCUGAAAGAUAUCUGCGAUUUGAUAAGUGAAUGUUGGAGUACCAAUAUUGACUGUCGACAUACGGCGCUACGCAUGAAGAGGAAAAUAAGAGAUACGCUUUUGAAAUAUCAGAUGAACAUUUAUCAGAAUUCGGACCUUUUCAAGCGUGAUACUCGAUUGCCUAACGCCAAGGGGAUCAGUAGCGUGUGA